Molecule: messenger RNA, 3511 nt
Organism: Halteromyces radiatus
Lineage: Eukaryota; Fungi; Mucoromycota; Mucoromycetes; Mucorales; Cunninghamellaceae
Exons: 9
Coding region: 57-3410 (1117 amino acids)
Biological process (GO): cytosolic ribosome assembly
Cellular component (GO): cytosol; ribonucleoprotein complex
Molecular function (GO): ribosome binding; GTP binding; GTPase activity
Source: RefSeq, a predicted model, not a curated record
CUUUUUUUCUUUUUAUUUCUUGUUUGAAAUUUUGAAAGCUGGUUGAUUAGAUCAAUAUGCCAGCCAUCACUCCUCAACAGAUUGGUAACUUACAGCGCAACAAUAAAAAUAUACGAAAUAUAUGUAUUUUGGCUCACGUAGAUCAUGGCAAAACUACUCUUUCUGACUCUUUACUUGCUACUAAUGGUAUUAUAUCUUCAAAGAUGGCAGGCAAGGUUCGUUACCUUGAUUCAAGAGAAGACGAACAAGAACGUGGGAUUACUAUGGAAUCAAGUGCUAUUAGUCUUUAUUUCAAACUGGUCAAGGCUGUACACCAAGAAGGACAAGAUAUCUCAACACCAGUGGCAAGUGAGUAUUUAAUCAAUUUGAUUGACUCACCAGGACAUGUGGAUUUCUCUUCUGAAGUAUCAACUGCUUCUCGAUUGUGUGAUGGAGGAUUGGUACUAAUUGAUGUUGUCGAAGGUGUAUGUACUCAAACCAUUUCAGUACUGCGGCAGGCUUGGAUUGACAAGGUACGACCUAUUCUCGUAUUCAAUAAAAUGGAUCGUCUGAUUGUGGAAUUGAAAUUGACACCUCAAGAAGCCUAUCUUCAUCUCAACAAAAUUUUGGAACAAGUAAAUGCUAUUAUGGCUACCUUCUUCACUGGUGAUUGGAUGGAAGACGAAGCUAGAAAAAUGACAAGUAACCAUGAUGAUGAUGAUGAUGAUGAUCAAGCUGGAAGAACUUAUGAUUGGAGUAUGGAAGAAAGAGACGACUCUGAUAUUUAUUUUGAUCCUGCUCGAGGUAAUGUCAUCUUCUCAAGUGCUAUUGAUGGUUGGGCAUUUAGAAUUCAACAAUUUGCCGUGAUGUAUGCAAAAAAAUUGGGUGUCAAGGAUGGCAUAUUACAAAAAUGUUUAUGGGGUGAUUACUAUUUUGAUCCAAAGACAAAACGUGUAUUACAACAAAAACAUCUCAAGGGUCGAUCUUUAAAACCAAUGUUUGUACAAUUUGUACUUGAUAAUAUUUGGGCAGUUUAUGAUUCUGUGGUAAUUCAACAAAAUCGUGAACGGACAGAAAAAAUUGUGGCAGCUCUCAACAUCAAGGUACUUCCAAGAGAUUUACGUUCUCGAGAUACUCAAACAUUACUCACAGCCAUCUUCUCUCAAUGGUUACCUUUAUCCACUUGUGUUCUACUUUCUAUUGUUGGUCAAUUACCUCCUCCCUGUGAUGCUCAACGACUACGAUUACCUAAAAUGCUCUAUCCUGAUUUACAACACAAAGACAGUAAACCUCUUGAAGCAACCAACGAUGUGGAAAAGGCAUUAUACUCUUGUGAUAUAUCCGAUCAAGCUCCUGUUGUAGCCUAUGUUAGUAAAAUGUUUGCUGUGCCAGCUGACCUAUUACCUGAAAAUCGACGAAAACAAAUGACAGCAGAGGAAAUGCGUGAACGUGGUCGCCAACAAAGAUUAUUACGACAACAAUUACAACAACAGCAAUUGGCUAACGAAGAUAAUGGAAUCCCAUUGCAACCUGAUGACCUUGCAGCACUUGAAGAAAAGGCGAAUGAUAUGUCCAUCAAUGAUGAUCAAGAUGAACAAGAGGAUGACAAUAAUACCAAGGCUGAACAUUUGAUUGGAUUUGCUCGAUUGUAUUCUGGCACCAUCCGAGUUGGACAAAAGUUAUAUGUGAUGGGUCCCAAGUAUGAUCCAAACGAACCUGAUCGACACUGCACGGAAAUCAUUGUACAAUCUCUUUACUUGAUCAUGGGACGGGACUUGGAAUCAUUACCUGAAGUUAGUGCUGGAAACGUUUUCGGUAUUGGUGGACUGGAAGGACAUUUACUGAAAAAUGGUACUUUGGCAAGUACCAAGAAGGAUGUGAAAAACAUGGCUGGAGUCACUUUGGAUUCUGCUCCUAUUUUGCGUGUGGCCCUUGAACCCGAAGAUCCUACAGAAAUGAACAAGCUUGUGGAAGGAUUACGAUUACUGAAUCAAGCCGAUCCAUGUGUACAAGUCAUGUUGCAAGAAACUGGAGAACAUGUGAUUCUGACUGCUGGUGAAUUGCAUCUGGAACGCUGUUUGCGUGAUUUGAAGGAACGAUUUGCAAAGAUCAACAUUCACGUCUCUGCUCCAAUUGUUCCUUUCCGUGAAAGUAUUGUUGUCAACCCUGAAGUAUCUAUGGUCAAAGAUUUGAAUACUACUGAUGUUGCCCCAGUCACGGUUCCUCGAGGCUCCUUUUCUCUUACCACGACUUCCAAAUUGGUGACGCUUCAAGUCCGUACUGUGCCUCUUCCUCCACGUGUGACUGAAUUAUUGACAAGUAAUGCAACUACUAUUAAGAACAUCAUCGAUCAAAAAUUAGCUAGGAGAAAGAUACUUUUGGAGACAACAACCACAGAAGAUGUCGAGGAUGAAAAGAAGGUAUUGGAACUCAAUGAGACUGGUUUAGACAAGGUGCUCAGUGCCAAGGAAUUACAAGAUCAAUUACGACAAGCAUUUAAUGAUGCUCAAAAGGAAGGAGGUCCCUUUGCUAGUUUAUGGGAAAACAUUGUGGAUCAUAUUUGGGCUUUUGGACCUCGACGAAUUGGUUCCAACUUGUUAAUUAAUCGAGUGCCUGGAUAUAUCCGAAAACCAUUCUUCGAAUCAACAGAAACGACUUUAUCUACAACAACAGUAACGGAACAAGAUAUAUCGGAAGAUCAUGCUGAUGAAGUACUUAAAGUGGAACAACAAGAAGAUGAUACCAUGAUCAAGGCUCUUUCUAUUUUGGAUAUUGAUUUCCAUAUUCAUACUGGUUUCCAACUCUCGACUUUAACAGGACCUUUAUGUGCUGAACCUAUGACUGGUGUUUGUUAUAUUGUAGAAAAUGUCAUUGUGAACAAAGAAGCAAUGAUUGGUUCCAAUGGUGAAUUGAUGGAUGUACGAUCGAAAUUAGGACUUAUUCAAGGUCAGGUUAUUUCAGUAAUGAAAGAUGCAUGUAGACAAGGUUUUUUGGAUUGGUCUCCUAGAUUGUUGUUGGCAAUGUAUACGUGUGAUAUUCAAACUUCUGAGGAUGUACUGGGUCGUGUUUAUGGUGUGAUUUCAAAACGAAAGGGUAAAAUCAUUUCGGAAGAUUUGAAGGAUGGUACUCCAUUUUGGCAAAUCAGUGCUUUACUUCCUGUAGUAGAAAGUUUUGGAUUUUCUGAUGAAAUACGAAAACGAACAUCUGGUGCUGCUAGUCCUCAACUUGUAUUUAGCGGAUUUGAACUAUUGGAUCAAGAUCCAUUUUGGGUACCAACAACUGAAGAAGAAUUAGAAGAUUUAGGUGAUAAAGCUGAUAGAGAUAACCUGGCCAGAAAGUAUAUGGACACUGUUCGAAAAAGAAAGGGAAUGUUUGUGGAGAAAAAGCUAGUGGAACAUGCUGAAAAACAAAGAACUUUGAAGAAAAACUAGAUAAUCUAUAUAUAUAUUUACCCCUACCUAUAAUUUUAUGCAUUUAUCCAUUUUACAAAGUCUAAAACAAAUAAAAAAAAAAAAAACAUUUUCAAUUUUCC